This is a messenger RNA of Notothenia coriiceps (black rockcod), 2520 nucleotides long. RefSeq names its product limb and neural patterns a (gene lnpka). The record is from RefSeq and is a predicted model, not a curated record. Lineage: Eukaryota; Metazoa; Chordata; Actinopteri; Perciformes; Nototheniidae. The transcript is spliced from 13 exons. Bases 380 to 1774 code for a protein of 464 amino acids. Gene Ontology annotation, cellular component: endoplasmic reticulum tubular network. Gene Ontology annotation, biological process: endoplasmic reticulum tubular network organization.
CUUACUUCAUAACCAAUAACAGUUAGCCAUACAGGCAACAAGAAGUUGCCUCGCUGGCACUUUACGAGACCGUUUGACUUUUUUUUCUUCCCGUCUUCCAACAUAGGAAGAGUAUUUGUUUAACUGUACUAACAGUGAGUGGGCUUCACCAGACUCAGACCUCAGACCCAGCACUUCUCUUCAUGUUCCAUGCUGUUCUUUCAGCAGACACUCCCCCAUCUUGUGUCACACACCCUCUGUCUGAAGAGGACAGGAGGACUGCAUUACUGCCACAGGCUAUUCAAACAGGACGACUCCACUGCCAAGGUGGAGAGCUUAUAUGUGAGAGGAAAUCAGAGGAGGAUCACAGUAAUAGAAUAUCCUACAAUCCCUCAUCAACAUGGGGGCCAUCAUCUCACGGUGGAGGGCUAAACCAUCCACUGUGGAGAUUUUGGAGGGAAUCGAAAAGGAUGUACAGACCCUUGAAGAAUACAGUGAGAAGUAUCAGAGGCAGCUGAAGAUAUGGGUCGGACGGCUGAUUCUGUACUCGUCUCUCCUCUAUCUGAUCACAUGUGUAGUUGUGUAUUUCUGGUACCUGCCCGAACAGACGAUGGGACGGUUCAUACUGUCUCUUCCCUUCCUACUAGUUCCUUUAUUAGUUUGGUUACUUAGAAAGUUGCUUAUAAUAAUUUUUUCACGAAGAACUGAAAAAAAUAAUGAGAAGGUAGAAGAUCUUAAAACACAAAAAAGGAAAAUACUUGAAGAAGUUAUGGAAACUGAGACGUAUAAGAAUGCUAAAAUGAUUCUGGAGAGAUUUGAUCCUGAUUCCAAGAGAAAAAUUGAGCUUGAAUCCACUCCUGUGGGCCCUCAGAUGACUCCGAAACAAGGACAAGAGCUUCGCCAGCGCAAUGUCAUGCCAAAGACCCCCUCAGUGAUGGUGAAUCCUGCAAGCGGUGCUGCUGCGCGCCCUCCUCUUGCCUCUGGGCCCACCUUUCCUGGACGAUCUUCCCACUCUGCUCCAGGUGGACCCCCAGAGAGGGGCCUGUCGGCGAUAGCUGCUCAGCAGAGCUUGAUGAGGAGGCCUGUGACCCCGGGAACACCUGUUCCAGGAGUCGGGAUGCACCCCCCAGGCCCGCCCCUGGCCAGACCCGUGGUCCCGAGGGACAGAGGCGCCAUGGACAGAGUCAUUGAGUAUCUUGUUGGAGAUGGCCCUCAGAACAGAUACGCUCUCAUCUGUCAGCAGUGUCUGUCCCAUAACGGCAUGGCAUUAAAAGAGGAAUUUGAAUACGUUGCCUUCCGAUGUGCGUAUUGUUAUUUCUUGAACCCUGCGAGGAAGACCAGACCUCAGGCCCCCAGACUCCCCGAGGUCACAAGCGACCUGAAGAUGUCCUCCGAGGCCCCCGUACCUCCGGCUGCUGUUGUCAUGGAUGGAGACCAAUCUGUUUCAGGUGAAUCAAAGCUUGAGGAUGUCUCUGCUGAAACGGACCCCCAGGGGCCAGACACUACAACAAGCACGGAGCCCGGCUCUUCGUCAGACGGCCAGAGCACCGAAAGCACCACAGACUCACAAGAUGUGCCCUGUGAGAAAUCUGACGCAGAGCAAGAUGUGUCCUGUGAGAAAUCUGACGCAGAGCAAGAUGUGCCCUGUGAGAAAUCUGACGCAGAGCAAGAUGUGUCCUGUGAGAAAUCUGACGCAGAGCAAGAUGUGCCCUGUGAGAAAUCUGACGCAGAGCAAGAUGUGUCCUGUGAGAAAUCUGACGCAGAGCAAGAUGCGUCCGCCAUGGAAGUGGAAUAAAACCGUGGCGCAGUGAUUUCAAGUCAGGCUGGAACUUUAUUUGUUAUUUGAAGGGAUGAGAUAACCGAUAGUUUAUAAGUAAAUGCCGUGAGUUGAAAUAACAGUGAUUUUCAACUUACUGUACAGAAUAUCCUUUCUUUUGAGAAUUGCUUUUAUAUUUCUAGAAAUAGAAAAUAUUAAAUAUGAAUUUAAUAUUUUGUAGCAACAUCAAACAUACCUCCAGUAUGAUUACACGUCCAUCACAUUAUAACCUAUUUUUGCUACAUAUAUCUAUUUUUUCCAUGUUUUUUCCCCCAAUUUUUUUGAAUUAAUUUCUUACAGCAGUCGAUCGCAUUUAAGUGGAAUCAAAACAAAUAUUUUGUGGGGCAAACUUGAAUACAAGGGAUAUUAUUUAUAACUAUUUUUCUAUAAUGCUGUGCCUUCCAUGACACUGUAGGUUGGGGAACUCUGCAGCACCGAAAGUGCUAACCACAUGUUUACAUAACCAUGCUACCAUAAUAGGAAUGCACACAUACAGUAUGUAUUUAUUGCUCAAAUGGAGAAAAAGGGCAUUUUUCUCGGUACUGUGCACCUGCCCUAAGUGCCUUUUUUAUAUUUGAAGUCUCUGCUUCAGAGUGGUGUCGAUGAAACCUAUUUACAUAUAGACAAUAGACACAUUCAACUGUUUACAGACUGUAUCUCUUUGCCGUUUGUCUGAAUUCUUGUCCUGUAUAAAUAAUAAUGAUAAAUAAACUUUUGAGAACAUC